Aspergillus vadensis CBS 113365 is the source of this 276-nucleotide messenger RNA. RefSeq lists its product as uncharacterized. The annotation marks the transcript as partial. The transcript has a single exon. The record is from RefSeq and is a predicted model, not a curated record. Lineage: Eukaryota; Fungi; Ascomycota; Eurotiomycetes; Eurotiales; Aspergillaceae.
AGACAGUUAAAAAUAUCCUUUAACAAGACUACUAUGUCUGCUUUGCUUAACAGUACUCAUGAUAUAACUGCGCGGGGAGGCCAUAUCUUGGUCAUGACUAUUAAUAUCAUCAACCAGCUGGAUAACGCUCUCCUAUGCCCAGGGCGUAUUGAUAUGGAAACUGGCUUCGGCUAUGGCUGUCUAGAGACAAUUCGCACGUCCUUUACGCAGCCGCCACCAGGUCCUUCCUGGGUGUUCUGGACGCACGGGGACAGAUUCGCCCACAUUUCUCGCUAG